CCAUCACAAAUAGCAUAAACACACACCAAAAUGACUUUCCUAAAAGCCCUUCCAAUCUUCACGUUCCUCUUGUUUACCUUAGCCCAUGGAGCCACCUUUGAUGUAACCAACAACUGCGGCUACCCCGUCUGGGCCGCUGGCGUGCCCGGCGGUGGAAAACUUCUGAACACUGGCGAAAAAUGGACCAUCACAGCCAACCGUGGCCAGACCGGAGCCCGAAUUUGGGGUCGAACCAAUUGCCAAUUCGACGCAUCCGGAAGAGGCAGUUGUGAGACUGGUGACUGCAAUGGGAUGCUUGAAUGCCAAGGCUAUGGUAAAGCCCCCAACACCCUCGUUGAAUAUUCACUCACAGACCAGGACUUCAUUGAUAUGUCAGUAAUUGAUGGGUUCAAUAUUCCUAUGGAGUUCAGUGCGGUUGCUGGCGGUUCAUGUACUCGUGUGAUUAAAUGUAAUGCGGACAUUAUUGGACAAUGUCCUAAUGAAUUGAAGGUUCCCGGAGGCUGUAACGGGCCGUGUCCGGUGUUUGGGACAGAGGAGUAUUGUUGCAAUAAUUCAGGCAAUUCAUGUGCUCCUACAGCUUUGUCUAGGUUCUUCAAGGAGAGGUGCCCUGAUGUAUAUAGUUUUCCUAAAGAUGAUCCAACUAGUUUGUUCACUUGUGCUUCUGGGACCAACUACAAUGUCAUUUUCUGUCCAGCUUGAAGCCACUUUGCACCGUUGAUGAUAUAUAUAUAUAUAUAUAUAUAUAGUUGUUGUAUGCAAUAAGAGCCUUAUUAUAAGGCCUGGUUCCUGCACAUGUAGAAAUGUGCAGGCAUACUGUUAUGUGCAAUGAGAAUGAAAAUAAAAAUUAUACACUACUGUUCUGCACAUUUUUCAUUCCUA
Messenger RNA from Tripterygium wilfordii, 879 nucleotides. RefSeq names its product pathogenesis-related protein R major form-like. The transcript is spliced from 2 exons. Gene Ontology annotation, cellular component: extracellular region. Lineage: Eukaryota; Viridiplantae; Streptophyta; Magnoliopsida; Celastrales; Celastraceae. The coding region runs from base 31 to 699 and encodes 222 amino acids. Gene Ontology annotation, biological process: defense response. The record is from RefSeq and is a predicted model, not a curated record.